Numida meleagris (helmeted guineafowl) is the source of this 5795-nucleotide messenger RNA. RefSeq names its product autophagy related 4B cysteine peptidase (gene ATG4B). Gene Ontology annotation, molecular function: protein-phosphatidylethanolamide deconjugating activity. The record is from RefSeq and is a predicted model, not a curated record. The coding region runs from base 184 to 1365 and encodes 393 amino acids. The transcript has 14 exons. NCBI's taxonomy places the organism in Eukaryota, Metazoa, Chordata, Aves, Galliformes, Numididae.
GCCCCCAGCGCGCGCUGCAGCGCACCCGAACUCGAGAAGACAGCCAAUCGCCACGCGGGCCGGCGGUGAGCGGCGCUGCCAUUGGACGAACGGGGCGCUGGCGGCGGCAGCGGGUUGGGUUGCGCUGGGGCGUAUGUGUUGGCGGAGACGGCGGCGGCUGCAGCCCUCGGCGGGGCCGCCGCCAUGGACGCAGCUACUCUUACCUAUGACACUCUCAGGUUUGAAUAUGAAGACUUCCCUGAGACCAAAGAGCCUGUUUGGAUCCUAGGCCGGAAAUACAGUGUUUUUACAGAGAAAGAAGAGAUCCUGUUGGAUGUGACCUCUCGGCUUUGGUUCACCUACAGAAAGAACUUUCCUGCCAUUGGAGGAACCGGUCCCACAUCCGAUACAGGCUGGGGCUGUAUGUUGCGGUGUGGCCAGAUGAUCUUUGCUCAGGCCUUGGUCUGCAGGCAUUUGGGAAGAGACUGGAGGUGGAUAAAAGGCAAGAGGCAGACAGAUAAUUACUUCAGCGUUCUUAAUGCCUUCAUUGACAAAAAAGACAGCUACUACUCCAUUCACCAGAUAGCCCAGAUGGGAGUUGGAGAGGGGAAAUCCAUAGGUCAGUGGUAUGGACCAAACACAGUUGCACAAGUGCUCAAAAAACUUGCCACUUUUGAUACAUGGAGUUCACUGGCAGUACAUAUAGCCAUGGAUAACACUGUCGUGAUGGAAGAAAUCAGGCGGUUGUGCCAGUCCAACUUCUCCUGUGCUGGAGCUGCAGCAUGCCCUGCUGUGGAGGCAGACGUGCUCUAUAAUGGGUACCCAGAGGAAGUGGGGGUUAGAGAUAGGCUCUCACUGUGGAAACCAUUGGUGCUGCUGAUACCUCUCCGCCUUGGGCUCACAGAGAUCAAUGAAGCCUAUAUUGAAACACUAAAGCACUGCUUCAUGAUGCCCCAGUCCCUGGGAGUGAUCGGAGGUAAACCAAACAGUGCUCACUACUUCAUUGGUUAUGUAGGUGAGGAGCUCAUUUACCUGGAUCCCCACACUACACAGCCUGCAGUGGAACCCAGUGACAGUGGCUGUCUCCCCGAUGAAAGCUUCCACUGCCAGCACCCUCCCUGCAGAAUGAGCAUCGCUGAGCUUGAUCCCUCCAUUGCAGUGGGCUUCUUCUGCCACACAGAAGAGGACUUUAAUGAUUGGUGCCAGCAAAUCAAAAAGCUGUCCCUGGUAAGAGGAGCGCUGCCAAUGUUUGAACUGGUUGAACGCCAGCCAUCACACUUCUCCAACCCCGAUGUUCUGAAUCUCACACCAGACUCCUCCGAUGCCGACAGAUUGGAAAGGUUCUUUGACUCAGAAGAUGAAGACUUCGAGAUCUUAUCCCUUUGAAAACAAAUAGGAAACUGACUCUGCAAAUGUGUGUUAUGUGUGGGGAGAAGUGGGGGGAGGGAAGCUCCUUGGAGAGCCUGGGGCUACCGGUUUUCAUAGGUGCUUGCUGCCAUCCCCGCCUCUUGUCCAUCCUGGCAUUCUGUGCAGCCUCUGAGCGGAGCGUGCAUUGUCUGCGUUGGGAUGAAGAACCAAGUAGGUGUUGCAGCCUUACUGGCUGGAGUUGGGAUUUCUCAGCAGAAAACGCCUGCUGGAAGUGGAUGCAGUGGUGCCUAGGAGUUCAGAGCCUAUAUGUUACAUCAGCAGGUCAGCUGGCCUUCUUGGGGAGCCAUAGAAAUCUGUAGAGCGCUAAAUCCUUACACAGGGACUCCUCUCUGAAGCUUAAAUAGAGCCACUCCUCAUUUAGUAGGUGACAUGUACAGUUACUUCCUUUAGCAGCUUCUCUUCUCAGUGGCCAAUUUGGACUGCAGCUCACAAUGCAAAUUAACAGUAGACACGUCCCAGUGAGACAGCCGUGAAGUCCCCAGAGCGCAGGUGGCUCUGUUUCCUACAGUAAAACUCCUGUCCAUGCUUUGCAGUGCACAGCACUUUCUCACAGGUGUAGUAGCACUCUCCUGCUCACAUCUUGUCAAAAGGGAGCUGGGGUAACUUAUGAAUGACUGGUAAUUCGAUAAGCAAAAGGCUGUCUGGGAAAGUACAGACCUGUGCUGCUGGAGAGGAACACCAUAAUCUCAAGUCAAAGCAGGAGAGGAAGGAAAAUAGAAAAUGUACGUUCUCGCUGAGUGAGUUGGUAACCUGUGCUUCUACUAUGGAUUUAUGUCUAUACCAAGUAUCUUCAGGAAGGGUGCUCUGAGCAGAGAACUGGAAUCCACAGCCCUGGGGGGAAAAAGCUCACCACAGGGGAGAGGUGAAACAGGACAACUGAGAUCUGCCAGCCGCAUGCCUGCCUCUGCCCAUGCCCUAGUGUGCUGCCAUAGCAUCUAGUGAAUAAUUCUGUUGAAAUAAAACAGUGAGUUAUACGAUUCCUCGAGGUAUCCUCUGUGGGUUGUUGAGCAGUUCCUCCAGCUACUUCUGUUAGACAUUCCCUUUCUAAAUCAGAAAAGAUGCCUGAAGCUUGAGUAGGCUUCAUAGCUGCGUUGCUACCUUUCCAUUUGUUCUUCUAUGAGCUCCCCUAGCUGCAGAGUAUGCACAGGGCAAGGUACUGUAGGAGCUAACCCAUAGAAACCCAUUUCCAGUAGUUAUGCCAAAGAAGUCAGUAAAGACAGAAUGUCUUGAGAAGGAAGGUCCAACAUGAUACUGGAAGUUCUAGUUGCUUUAAGAUAACAGUUUUGCUGCACAAACAGAAUUUGGAGGAAGGUAAACCAUGGAGAAUUGGCUUAACGUAAACUGCAACAGAAUGUUGCUGAAGUAGUUUCCUUAGUGCAUGCUGCAGACUGCAGAUCUGUUUACAAGGUUUUUUUUGUACAUACAGGAUUGGAACCUGUCAGUUAAUGCUUUUGUGCCCAAGGGUGGUGACAGCUGGCUAGAAAUUACCCAUUCUCCUCCGUGACUGACCUACUGAUGCACUAACUGUCCCUAUGCUACCCAAAAGCAGAGGUUUGAACUGGGAACCACAAUGCUUCUGUCACUAAAUUAUUAUUUGCCUGCUUCUCCUCUUCUCUCUUGUAAUUAGGGGAAGAGGCAGCAGAGGAACUGGGGCUGUGCUCCAUUCAUCUGCUUUCAAUUUGUAUCUGAAUAAACAGAUCUAAAAUCUUUUGCCUUUCCUAAUGUUCUUGUACAUUAAUCUCAAGUAACGGUGGGUGGUAUUGAGUAACCCUGCAGUGGGGAGCAGUCCUGAAACAACAGCACUGUAUCAUUUUUAUGCUUUUAGGGCAAUGAAUGCAGACUGGGGCAAAAGCUGAAUUAUGUGCAACAGUGACUUCAAUCUUUCUUUUGGUGUAUCUGCUAGAAUAGAGGCUGGCUCUGUGGUACUGCCAUAAUGAUUGGUGUUCCUGUCCCAGAGAAUGAACAUCCACAGCGUGCCAGCAGAGACAAAGAAACACGUCCAUGGUUUGGUUCUGCUACUUACGUUUUGGGUUGUAUGAACACAACAACAAGGGAAGAAGAGAAAAAGGUAGUAAAAGGCUGUCCGUGCUUAGCAGUGCAGCAUCUCAUUGCUUCUAAAAAGCAUAAGCCCUUCCAAGACAGGACAUGCUUUUCUGGUGAGUCUCUGCCACGUGUUCAUUUGAGGUAAGCAGGGGAAAGAGCCAAGCAGAGAUUGAGAAGUUAAUAUUUCACAUUGGUAGAUGGAAAAUAAAAUCUGUUUCCUUUACAAUCAUAUGCUCACUGUUUAGCUAUUCAACUGCUAGUUUUCCAUAAUGUCUGUUUCUAAGAAGCCUUUCAGACACUGUGCUUGCAGUGGUAAACAUUACAAAAAUAGGUCUAAACUCAAUAACCAUUUUUCCCAUUUUGCCAUGCAGUGGCAGGAGACAGCAGUCGGAAGCAGGCGGCUUGUGCUGCCCUUAGCAGGUCCUUUUUGUUGAGGGCUAAUCACUUGGAAUAUAAUUCCCUCUUGGUUCGUACAAACUGCUGUCAAUAUUCAGCCAAGAGAUACUACUUGUUUUCUAUUGCUGAAGAUCUAGGGGAAUUCUUAACCUAAUACAGCAUAACCAGGUAUCAAACAGACACUGUCAUUUCAUGAAUUGGAGCCUUAUGGUAACAACUCAGACUAUUCUAAGAGGAUCACCAUAAAGUAAUAAUCAGAAUGGCACUGGAGGGAAUGGGGCACACUCAGAACUUGCAGCUGAUCUGGCUGGGCAGUGUGUGUGUGAGGCUGUUUAAACUGCACUUCAGUCUUUAUAGGAGUCACUUCUGACUCUUCUCUGAUCUUGGCCACGUGAGUAAACUCAGCCAGUCUAGGAGGAUUUGUAUACCACUCAGCCUUUGAAAUGUUCUAAGAGCUAACGUUUAUUUCACACUUACCUGUUAAAAGCAGUUCAGCCUCUGUAUUCUUGUUGUACAGCUUGGAAGCAGACUUGAAAUUCAUCUGUCCCUUCAUUCCACUGUUCUAGCAAACAUCUCUCCCUGGACUUAGGGCCUCCCGUAUAUCCUUCUAGAAGAUAAAUGAUCAUAUUGGAAAAAGACCCACACCUUAAGCUGUGGUACAAAAUGUUUAAAAGAAUAGUUUAUUACAAAAGCCUUUAUGAGCUGGAUUCAGUACAGGGAUGUAUUCUACGAAAGAGGCAGAAGAACCAGAAACAUGGUCAUUCCCCAGAACUUCAAAUAUGGGAAAGCUGUUCCCCACCUGCUGAAGCUGUCCACGUUUGUGGAAACUCAGCUUAGUAGCCACAUAUGCCCUACAGGUGUGCCCGUACAACAAAAGAGAUCUUACUUAAGGUAGGGAGGAAUUGUUUCAAAAAGAAUUGUUACAUGAUCGUUUAUAAAAAACUAACAAGCCCCUACAGCUAUGCAGAAUGGAAGAGGAGAAGCAGAGGAUGUUACAAGGACAAGCUUGACCCAUAAGAAUACAUUGUGACCUAAGAUGUAGUUACUGGAAGGUGACGUAGGGGUCAUCCAGCCAAGGAAGGUCCAAGAGGUGAGUCUUCCGUGAGAGAGAAUGACCUGUACUGUUUUAUUUCCAGAGUUCUCCCAAGGGUUUAUUCUUAACCUCCUGCAUGAUCUCCUCUGCAACGGUCUUGAUUUCUCUGUGCAAGUCUUCUAUGUUCUUUGAAGCAUCCAUUGUCUGUUUCCAAGACAAAAAAAAAAAAAGUGUAGAAACACGUUCCUCAAUUUCCAUGGAACUGGAAAAUCUAUUUUACCCAGGAACACACAUUUAACAAGCAGAUGUGGAGAAGAUGAAGGGAAACAAAAGACACCAGUGCUGCAUGUUUUUUGCUGACAGCCUUUGACCUUGAGCCAGGUAAACAUUCUUCACCAAGCACUGUAGUGCCCCAGAAACUUCAGUUUAUCAUCCCUCACAGGUUCUUCAAAAUGAACUCCACCCAGAAUAAGAAGAACCUCUCCAAAUCCAGUCCCUGUGAUCUUCCAGUUUUAAUUUGUUGUUUUGUGGGGUUUUUUUUGAACACUGCAGAUGGGUAGCAUGACGUGAUUCUGGCAUUCACUAAGCCUGAUGAUUAAGAAAUAGCAGCAUUGUUCCUGCGUGACUGGGGGAACUUCGGUCACAAAUGCGACAUCAUUUCAUGUGCUUUUAUCAGCAGAUUUUUUUCCACAAUAUUGUUUUAGAUAACUGGAUUUUUGCAGGUCACCAAAAAUCAACAUGAACUAGUGAGAGUUCUGUUUCCACGGCUUCACAAUUACUUACAACAAGUAACCAAGGAGAAGGAAGGACUUGGUUAAAAGAUGAAAGCAGGUGUAGAUUUAUCACAAUGACCUACGCCAUGCUGAACUACGCAGCAGACUGUGAAGCUAUGCAAUAAACAUACCUCGUAAUUAAA